AUGUUUCUCAACCUUCCCUUUCUCACUGCGUUCCUUAGCUGUCUGGCAUGCGUCCUUGCUAGUCCUGUGAAGGCCAGAGCACCAGUACCAGCAGUAACAUAUCUCGGCUCGCAAGGCCGAAUAUUGUCUGGUGGUGCCGCAGCCAAGGGACUUGUCUAUACCGCUGGCACAGUUCCGUCUCUCAACGGAACAAUUGUGUCCGGAGGCAUCCGAAACGAAACAGCACAAGUUAUCCGCAACAUCGCAGCUAUCCUUGAGGAAGGUGGCACGUCUUGGGAGUAUGUACUCAAGACAACUGUGUAUCUGGCGACCAUGGAUGAUUAUGCGGCCAUGAACGAGGUUUAUGCGGCAAUGCUGCCUAACCCAAAACCAGCUAGGACUGCAGUCGAGGUUGGACAACUUCCUGGCAACUUUUCGGUGGAGAUAGAGGCUAUUGCUGCUAUUCCGGAGAUAUGA
Molecule: messenger RNA, 456 nt
Organism: Lithohypha guttulata
Lineage: Eukaryota; Fungi; Ascomycota; Eurotiomycetes; Chaetothyriales; Trichomeriaceae
Exons: 3
Coding region: 1-456 (151 amino acids)
Cellular component (GO): mitochondrion; cytosol
Molecular function (GO): deaminase activity
Source: RefSeq, a predicted model, not a curated record